AUGCCAAAUUUGUUCGUUCGCGAUGGCAUUUCGAGUGUCCAGCCUCCUCUAUCGCAGGCCGUGGGAUAUGUUGUUGUCGUCGUGAUUGGCAUCAUCAUUGCCCUCGUCAUGAUGCUCAUCACAAAGAUAUUGAAGAAUACCACUGGAGAGGACAAUAAGAAAACGGAAAUGUUCAUGACGGCGAAUCGGACAGUUCGCACCGGUCUGACUGCAUCAGCCGUGAUAUCCUCAUGGCUCUGGUCAACAGCCUUACUCGGCUCCUCGUUUGUCGGAUAUGAUUACGGGGUCGCUGGUCCCUUCUGGUUUGCCGCUGGAUGCAGUCCGAUGAUUGUGUUCUUUGCGUUACUGGGAAUCUCUUGUAAACGGAAGAUCCCAGAAGCACAUACCUCGCUGGAGGUUGUUCGGAUUCGAUAUGGACGGGUGGCGCAUGUCGUUUUUAUGAUUUUGUGCUUGGUAAACAACAUCUUUGCUUGCGCAAACAUGUUGCUUGGUGCCGCUGCGGUGAUUACGGCCGUGACCGGAAUGCAUAUCAUUGCCGCAACAUUCUUACUGCCGGUCGGAGUGACAGUAUAUACCUUUGUUGGCGGAAUCAAGGCAACCUUCUUGACUGACUACUUCCACACGGCAAUUAUCAUGAUCAUCGCCUGCUACUUCUCGGUCAAGGCUUUCUCCAUCGAAGAAGUGGGAUCUAUAGGUAAUCUCUUCGAACUUGUUCAGGCAGCUGCACAGCGUCAUCCUGUUUCUGGUAACCAGGAUGGGACUUAUUUGACCAUGACAUCCAAGAGUGCGAUUUUAUUUGGAAUUCUGCACACGCUCGGCAACUUUGGUCUAGUCAUCAUGGACACCAGCUACUUUAUCAAAGCAUUCUCUGCCUCGCCAGCUGCAGUAGUCCCCGGUUACACUAUUGGUGGAAUUGCAUACUUUGCCAUUCCGUGGGGCCUUGGAACAGUGAUGAGCUCUAUCGCCCUAGGGCUCGAGAACCAGCCCAGCUUCCCAACUUUCCCCAGGAGAAUGACAACAUCAGAAGUAUCUGGAGGCCUCGUUCUUCCCUACGCCGCCAUAACAAUGGCAGGCAAAGGCGGAGCAGCAGCAGUGCUCCUGAUGACAUUCAUGGCAUGCACAUCAACCCUCUCGGCUCAGGUAAUCGCCGUCAGCUCCAUUCUCAGCUUCGAUGUGUAUCGCGAGUAUUUCAACAAAAAGGCAACAGACCGUGACUUGAUCCGAUCCAGUCACUUUGGCGUCAUUUUCUUCGCGGCUUUCUCCGCCGGCUUUAGUACUAUGCUUCACUAUGUGGGGAUUGAUCUAGGUUGGACUCUAUACAUGCUCGGCGUGGUGACUUGCCCAGGAAUCUUCCCCAUGAUUUUCACUAUCCUCUGGCGACGCCAAAGCAAAGCAGCAGCGAUCCUCUCUCCGGUCCUAGGACUCGCAACAGGACUAGCAGUCUGGCUAGGAACAGCCUCACGUUUCAGCGGAGAAGUCACCGUCGCAUCAACAGGUCAAGUCCUUCCCUGUCUAUAUGGAACCGUGGCAUCAUGCAUGUCGCCAAUCGUAUAUUCCGUCUUGAUCACACUGGUCAGGCCGCAAAAUUAUAAUUGGGAUGACUUCAAGAAGGAGAAACUCGCUCUUGAGAAGGUUGAGAGUGAUUUGACUCAUGUGCAGCAUGAUCCCGUCCCUCAGACUGGGAACGAAAGCCUUGAAGACGGCGGUAAUGCCGAGAGUAAAGAGUUGAAGCGGUGGGGACGCAUUGCCGCUAUCUGGGCUGUGGCGACGUUCUUGGGCCAUUGGGUGAUUUGGCCUUUGCCGAUGUAUGGCUCCGGCUAUGUGUUUAAUAAAAAGUUUUAUACUGCUUGGGUUGUUGUUGGCAUUAUCUGGCUUUGGCUUAGUAUGCUCGUCGCCAUUUUCUAUCCUAUCUUUGAUGGCGGCAUUCAGCAGAUUCGAGAUGUCUAUCUAGGAUUAAGAGGACGGAAUAAUAUUACUGGAGCUGUCCCGAAUCACGAAAAGGAUGGAAAAAGUACUUCUCCUUCUGCAGGGUCUCUCAGUGAUGCUGCCACACGCACUGGGGAUCCCCAAGAGAUCAAGGGGUGA
Penicillium nucicola is the source of this 2085-nucleotide messenger RNA. RefSeq names its product sodium:solute symporter family protein. Bases 1 to 2085 code for a protein of 694 amino acids. The transcript is spliced from 12 exons. Gene Ontology annotation, molecular function: urea transmembrane transporter activity. NCBI's taxonomy places the organism in Eukaryota, Fungi, Ascomycota, Eurotiomycetes, Eurotiales, Aspergillaceae. Gene Ontology annotation, biological process: urea transmembrane transport. The record is from RefSeq and is a predicted model, not a curated record. Gene Ontology annotation, cellular component: plasma membrane.